Molecule: messenger RNA, 1143 nt
Organism: Capronia epimyces CBS 606.96
Lineage: Eukaryota; Fungi; Ascomycota; Eurotiomycetes; Chaetothyriales; Herpotrichiellaceae
Exons: 1
Coding region: 1-1143 (380 amino acids)
Molecular function (GO): nucleotide binding
Source: RefSeq, a predicted model, not a curated record
AUGGCAGUUUCUACGCCCAUAGACAUAGCGAUCGUGGGCUUCUCCGGAGCCAUUGGUAAACGACACACCGCGGAAGUCUUGUCCAAUCCCUCUACCAAUCUGGUUGCACUCGUCGAUCCUUCUCCUGCCGGGCCGGAAAUCGCAGCAUCCCACUCGAUACAGUACUUCAGCUCCGUGCAAGAAUUGCUCUCGUCAACGAAUCGCAAGCCAGCGGCUGCCAUCGUCUGCACUACUAACCACACUCACGUUGCUGUGGCAAAGGAGCUCGCCACGGCCGGAAUCCACAUCCUUCUCGAGAAGCCGCUGAGUAGUUCGACCACCGAGGGUCUGGAGCUGGUGCGAUUUGUGCGCGAGAAGGACGUUCGUCUACUAGUCGGCCACCAUCGUCGGUUCAAUCGCCAUAUAAUUGCGACCAAGAGAGCGGUGGAAGAAGGCUUGCUGGGCCAGAUCACCGCCGUAUCAGCACUCUGGGCCAACUUCAAGCCGGCAGACUAUUUCAACUCCGACCCGGCCCUUGCAUGGCGGAGCAGCAAGAGUCGAGGCGGAGGGGUGGCCGUGAUCAAUCUAGUGCAUGAAAUCGAUCUGUUGCAGUAUUUCUUCGGGCCCAUCGUCAGGGUCCAUGCCGAAAAGACUGUGCCGCGCAGAGAAAAGAACGAGGUGCCUGAGGCGGUGGAAGAGCACGACCGUGCAGAGGAGGGCGCGGCCCUGAUCCUUUGUUUCCGCUCGGGAAUCGUCGGCACCUUUCUACUCUCAGACCAUGUAGUCAGCCCAUACAACUACGAGGCAACCACGAGAGAGAACCCAAUCCCACUCGCAGACUUGGCGGACGAGCAAGUCGACGUCUACCGCAUCUUGGGCACCGAGGGCUCUCUGAGCGUCCCGGAUAUGGUACGAUGGUCGUACGGGGCCGGUAGGAAGAAAGGGUGGCAGACCGAACUUCAGAAGGAGAGACUCCCUGUUGACGAUGAUGCGAGACCGCCCUUCCAGCGGCAGCUAGAUCAUUUUGUCCAGGUGAUCCGGGAGAACGCACAGCCAAGAUGCAGUCCUACAGAGGCAUUGAGGGCAGUUCUGGUGUGUGAAACGAUUAGCAGAGCACUGGAUGCUCCGGGCGGAACAUUAGAAGUGCCAGAUGUCGGUAUUUAG